AUGGCCGCCGAGAAGCCCGACCGUAAGGAGAAGAAGGACAAGAAGCGAUCCGUGUCCGACGGCGCCAUCAAGAAGGACAAGAAGGACAAGAAGGAUAAAAAGGAUAAGAAGGAGAAGCUCGAGCGCGCUCUCGACGAGCACCUCCAGGCCGACGUCGCCGCCACCGCAGUCGCCAGCGGCGAGAUCGCGUCAAAGACCCCCGCCGAUGGCCUCCCCGUCGUCGGCGCUCUCGUGCCCUUUGCCGUGCCGUUGGCCGACGAGAAGGCCAUGAAGAAGGUUAUGAAGUCCAUCCGCAAGGCCGCCAAGAACAACACCCUCAAGCGCGGCGUCAAGGAGGUCGUCAAGACCCUCCGCAAAUCCCCCGCCGCAGGCCCCGGAAACACGGCUUUCCCCGGCGUCGUCGUCAUCGCCGGCGACAUCUCCCCCAUGGACGUCAUCUCCCACCUCCCCGUCCUCUGCGAGGACCACAACGUGCCCUACAUCUUUGUCACCUCCCGCGCCGAGCUCGGUGCCGCCGCCAAGACGAAGCGCCCGACUUCGGUCGUCAUGGUCUCGGAGAAGCGCUCUGCCGCCGACGCCAAGAAGGCCGAGAAGAAGUCGUCUAGCGAGGCCAAGGGUGGUGACGAUGAGGAGGACGACGGCGAGGAUUACUCCGAAGUGUACGCUGCGCUCGUCAAGCUUGUGCAAAAGGAGACUGCCAAGCAGUCUUUCUGGGCAUAA
This is a messenger RNA of Colletotrichum orchidophilum, 720 nucleotides long. RefSeq names its product ribosomal protein L7Ae/L30e/S12e/Gadd45. Gene Ontology annotation, cellular component: nucleolus; box H/ACA snoRNP complex. Gene Ontology annotation, molecular function: box H/ACA snoRNA binding. The transcript has 2 exons. The record is from RefSeq and is a predicted model, not a curated record. Gene Ontology annotation, biological process: snRNA pseudouridine synthesis; rRNA pseudouridine synthesis; ribosome biogenesis. The coding region runs from base 1 to 720 and encodes 239 amino acids. Lineage: Eukaryota; Fungi; Ascomycota; Sordariomycetes; Glomerellales; Glomerellaceae.